Homarus americanus (American lobster) is the source of this 1945-nucleotide messenger RNA. RefSeq names its product A disintegrin and metalloproteinase with thrombospondin motifs 9-like. Gene Ontology annotation, molecular function: metalloendopeptidase activity; zinc ion binding. NCBI's taxonomy places the organism in Eukaryota, Metazoa, Arthropoda, Malacostraca, Decapoda, Nephropidae. The record is from RefSeq and is a predicted model, not a curated record. Gene Ontology annotation, biological process: extracellular matrix organization. Gene Ontology annotation, cellular component: extracellular matrix.
GAUAAUCAGCGGAUUCUUGGAAGAUGCGGAGGCUACUGUGGGACUUGCACACCAGACCCUAUCACUGGGCUAAAGCUAAGUCUUAGAGAUGGCUGAAAUCUUACUCUAGAGGGACAUCUCUCUCAUUUUCUUCAGGAAACUCUCUGUAUUAUGAGGACACCGCUAAUGAAGAUGGAUAAUGUGGUGGGAUGAAACUUGUCAGAGAGCUGUUUCUACUGGAUUUGAUGAACAGUUCCAGAAGAAACUAAGUUGGGACAUCCACAUUAGAGUGGAUGGACCUUGCAGUACCAAAGUAGAUGAGGAAACUUUCAAUCUUGCCUUUUUCAGGAGAAAGGCUAAUACCUACUCCUUAAAAAAGGACCAAAAAGUGAAUUAGUUAUAAGAAUAAUGCUAUUAUGAAAAGUGAAAAGCAACCAAAUACUUUAACACUGCCAUUAUGUAAUAAGUUUAUGCAGCAAUAGGUUUAUCAAAACUCUGUUGUUGCUGUGUGUUGACAAACAAUGCAUUAAUAUUUUACCAGACUUGGUCCAAUCUGCACUAAUAAGAUGUCCCAUUUUGACCAGAGGAUGCACUGCCCACCGAUGGACUCGUUCUUGAUCUCAAAUAAUACUGGGGAUGGAAUUCCUAUGGUUGAAUUAGAGAUGUGUUUGAUGUUCUUAAUUAAGGAAAUGGUCCAGAUUUUUAACAGGUUCUUGCUCUAUAAGAGAAGCUCUGAGGCAAUUCAGUGUAUCCUUGAAUUAUAAAAGCAAUUUAGUUGUUCUGUGGUGUGUUGUGCCCAGAGAUUUUGAAACACAUGGCACCAUAUCUUUAGUUUGAAUGUUUGCAUGAUGCUAAAACAAACUAUAAAGUCUUGUAAAUUUUUAUUUUUUAUAUAUUGAGUAUAAGCAGGACAAGCCUAUUUGUACUAGUGUUCCAUUAUUGGGAAAUCGACUGUAUAGACUGGCAGCACCAGUUAUGAGAAAUACUGAGAAAUUAAACAGUAUAAUAGUAUAAUCUGGUACAUUAACAAUAUUAUUGAAGUCUUUGUGUCUGUGGUAUCACAAUCAGAGUUAUUACAGCAUUGCAUAAUGUUUGUUUGGUAAAACUACUUGUCUUAGGGAAUGCUUUUAAAGAACUUAAAAAAAUUCCUUUGAAACUUUAUUGAAUCUUACAAUAGAUAAAUGAUCCUUUACCACAAGGUGCUACAUAGAUUACCUGGUUUAGUGUCCACAUCAUGCCUUCAUUGAACUCAAGAAAUAUAUACAGUACUGUAGAUGAGCAUGUCAUAAAUGAAUUUGCCCUAUUUUGAGAAAUGUAAAAUGUGAAAACAUCAAAAAACAGUGUUCCUGUAUAUACAGUAUGUGUGACUAUCAAAACAGAUAAUUUCAAGCCUUCAUUUUGAGGCAUGCAAUUACUUUCAUGCACUAAAAAGAUAUUUUGGCAAAGCUAUUAUUCACACUAUAAUUUAACUUGCUAAGCCUGCAAAUUAAUUUUAUUACCAACAUGUCAGUCAGUUACAUAAAUUCCAUGGUGAACUGUUGACAUUGCCACACUUUGUUAGUACAGCAGUAAGGGAAUGAAUGAUAAAAAGAAUAUUUUCAAGGUCCUGCAUCCAAUUCUGCAAAAAAAAAUUCUGAUACUGUAUAGCUGAUAGAAUUACACCAUGAGUAUAAUAACACACAACAGCAUUUUUCAAUGAUAACCUCUGGGAAACUGUCAUUGCCAGAUACCUUAAGUUAACAACACAACAAAUUAAAAAUUGAAGAUCAGGGUGGACCCCCGAAACCUUGGCCUAGAGGCAUGAAUCACUUGCGUUACUAUUGAUAGACAAGUUUUUAUGGCUCGCCAACAGUAUUGAAAAUGAAAUGAGGGCAUAUCAAUUGAUUAGUGUAGAUAAUAUUACAUUGAGAGUACUUUUUACAUUAAAUUUACCUGGUGAAAAAAAAAUUACAAGUACAGUACUGUA